UAGGUCCGAUAGCGUCUCCUACUGCCAUACCGCCACCCCCAAAGCAGAACCGGCUGCUGUGGUGGGCUCAACAGCCCGCCUACGAUCACGAACCACAUCCUAUGCCCCCAGCCUCCGCGCGACACACGUCACUCCCUGCUGAGGUUUGAAGCCUUCUUUUGCCGAUUGGACAGGGGGAGGAUCCUGGUCUGGUGCAGACUCAGAUUCCUGGCCCCACGCAUCUGAGGCUUGCUACUUUAUGGGCCAACUCGCGGACAAGUUGUAGGGCCCUUGAGGACCUCAUAUUCUGCUCCAAUUUGGCGUUCGAAUGCCUUUUUCAGCAACUUUCUAAGCGUUGUCUACCACCACAUGCGACUCGUGUCUGUUUCCAGCUCUUGUAAGGUGGCAUUCAAACAGCUCAGCAGCCAUGUCAAAUUCGACGAACUCGACAACUGGAAUAUCGAUACAAAAUAUUGCAGACAUGCAAGGGAAAAUAAUUCCGAGAUCGUUCAUCCAUGGAUAUGUUGUUCUAUCAUUCUUGGUUAGUUUUAUUGGGGCAUGGACAGCAUUGGAGCUCAUCAGCCGAAGGACGGCUAUGAGAGGGUAUUAUAACUGGUUUCUUCUCGCUGGUUCCUCGUUUUCGAUAGGCGGAAUUGCCAUUUGGUCUAUGCACUAUAUUGGAAACCGAGCUAUUGUUCUUGGUGAUGAGCGACCCCAGCUACAGAUCGUCUACAGUGCCGGCUAUACAGUGAUUUCUCUCUUCGUGCCGGUUGCCGUGCUUUUCAUAGUUUUCGCAUCCGUUGGGUCUAACGCUACCAUGAACACUACGAGAGUUGUGCUAGGGGGGGCAUUAACUGGGUUUGCCGUGUGCGGGAUGCAUUAUCUGGGUCAAGCUGGCAUUGCGAAUUAUGAUUGUGUCUACCCAGUUCCCUUUGUGAUUGAAGCUAUCACAAUUGCGGUGGUAGCCAGUAUUACAGCACUUUGCAUGUUCUUUCUGUUCCGCCCAGCAUGGGACACAAGGUGGUGGAGGAGACCUAUUUGUGCUGUUGUCCUCGCGGGUGCGGUCUCUGGGAUACAUUGGCUUGCCUCAGUUGGGACGCAGUAUCGAUUGAAAAAGAUGGACGCAAGCCCGAUGAACAGCAUCUCCAGGGCUCUUACAGUUAUUAUAGUCCUUGUUUUGUCUAUAUGCUGCUGCAUAGUCCUCGUCCUCACUAUGUUGCUUGCGCAGUGGCGCCUGGCAAAAUUGGCAAAGAGGGCUCAGCAGGUCGUGCUUGCUACCGCAAUUUUCGACUACGAGGACAGGAUACUGGUCACGUCUGAGGGCUACCUGCCAAAUAGGAAAAUCGCGGACGCAUGGGUUGAGCGGUCCCUCGACGAUACAUUUAGCGUCUCUCAUCCCGUCUUCCUUUGGAUGUUCAGAAUAACCCGCAACUGGAACGGCGUUGCGAAGCUGCUUCCUGGCAUGCGCAACCAUGUUCAUAGUGCUGGUCUGAAACGCCGUCUGGGAUCCAAGUUUGAGAGCAAUCUCGUGAACGACCAUGGUACACCAAUUGAAGACUACUCCUUAAUAUUUCGAGAACUUUUCUGCGUUGCGGCCGAUGAUCUCGCGCAUGAUCUGCAUGAGCCACUCGACAAAAUGGGUAUUCUCUAUGAUGAAAUCACCGUCACCGGUCAACAGGCAAUGAAGGAAAAGAAGAAAGACACGCAUUCAGAUCUUGAUCUUGAAGGUUUAUCUGGCGGCAAUGGAAAACUACUCUUCCUCCUCAGAAUCGUCAACAGACGCGAUGCCGAACAUCUGCAGACUGCUGGAUAUUGUUUUGCCGAACCAUCAAACGUAAUCCCAUUUUUGGCUACGACUUUGAAAGUGGGUCCGAAGCUACUCUCUCAGCGAUUUGAGAUCAUGCGUGAGUAUGUAGCAGAGGAACGAAUGUUUGAUCCGGGUGUGCACCUGGCCAUCUUCGCUAUUCGCGCCUCUCUCGGUGCUGGCCGCCAUGGCUUUGAUGUGCUUGCUCGGAAGGAUGCUAAAAACCAGCUGCCGACUAUGCAAUUUUCCUUUGACGACCUCAACGAUUUUCAGCUCGAAUACUUGAAAACUAUGGAUUCCAUGACCAUGGCAGCGAUCAUGAAGAAACUGGUCGAAGCCUUGAGGCGCAGCCCCUCCGAGAAAGAAAAACACUUCGCAAAACAACUUUUCGAUACUAUCGAGGCAAUCAAGGAGGAGAGUGAGAAUCCUAUCUUUGACGAUGCCAAGCUGAUUGCGGAUCCAAUACGGGCACCUUGUCGAGGAGUUUCCCAAGACUCACCUCCCGGCGUUGCUACGUUCAUCACAUUUCGAAUCGUUGUACCGAUCCAUAGCCGAGCACCCGGAAGAAAACUGAUGUAUAUUCCCUUGAACUUCUUCAAAAUGCAACAGCAGCUCCACAAAAAUGCCGCCGCCCAUGACGUCUUCGCACGAGAAGUGCAUCGAGAAUUUGCAAACGUGUUGGAUCUUGAAGAUCUUGACGCGAAGGCCAGUCCCGCGUUUGCUCCUGAUCCAUUUAACAAUGGGCAAACAAACAAAAUUGAGGGAGAAAAGGCUGGCGACAGGAGGGCUACUGUGGCUUCGCAGCGUCGUCAUUCCCGGGCCAGGGUUGAGAAAUCAUCAGAGACAAACCUUGUGGACGCGAAUUCUCACGAUGACGAGCCCACCUUGGGCAUUGUUAACUAUGCAGGAGGAGCUGGAGGUAAGAAAAUCAGCUCAACCAGCCCACGAAUAUCUAGAAACCAGGGAGAGCGGGGUACUGGGUUCGAGCUUAGCCAAGGUGGGCAAAAGACACGAAAUGGGGUUGUUGAGAAGAAGCCGAAGGAAGAGGAUACCCAAACCUACAUUGACGAGAUGUUCACCAUUACCAUUACGAAACGUUAAAUGUGGAUAGGAGAGCAUAGGAUUGAUUCUUUGUGUU
Molecule: messenger RNA, 2921 nt
Organism: Hyaloscypha bicolor E
Lineage: Eukaryota; Fungi; Ascomycota; Leotiomycetes; Helotiales; Hyaloscyphaceae
Exons: 4
Coding region: 407-2884 (825 amino acids)
Source: RefSeq, a predicted model, not a curated record